Molecule: messenger RNA, 1404 nt
Organism: Micromonas commoda
Lineage: Eukaryota; Viridiplantae; Chlorophyta; Mamiellophyceae; Mamiellales; Mamiellaceae
Product: DUF819 protein
Exons: 1
Coding region: 1-1401 (466 amino acids)
Source: RefSeq, a predicted model, not a curated record
AUGGCCGCGGCGGCGACCACCCGUGGGACAUCGUGGUCCCGAGUCGUACUCCCGAGAUGCACGAGACCCGGCGGGCGCGGUAGGACCCCCGCGGUGCGUGCCCCGAGGCGAUCCCCGGCGCCGGAUGGCCCGGUGAAAACUCGGGGUCGGCGCCAUUCGCCCCGGGCCAUCUCGGCGUUCGACCCGUCCCCGGACGCGGUGCUCGCGGUGCUCGCCACCUGCGCGGCGGGCGCCAAGCUCGCCGAGGAGAAGACCAAGUUCGGCGCGAAAGUCUCCGCCCCGCUCCUCGCCAUGGCCUCCGCCAUGCUGCUCGCGACGUUGGGCCUCAUCCCGGCUGCGUCCCCGGCCCUGGACCUCGUCUGGCGCGCGCUCAUGCCCCUCGCCGUCGCCCUUUCCCUCCUCGGGGUCGACCUGCGGGACGCCGCGCGGACGUCGGGUCCCGCGCUCGCGGCGUUCGCGGUGGGCGCCGUCGGAUCGGUCCUCGGCACCGCCGUCGCCUACGCGACGGUGGGCCCCGCGCUCGGACCGGACGCGUGGAGGGUGGCGGCGUGCCUCUGCGCGAGUUACGUCGGCGGCAGCCUCAACUACGCAGCGACCGCGCAAGCGCUGGGUCUGGCCGCCGCCCCGGGCGGGCAGGCGGCGCUCGCGGCGGGGAUGGCGGCGGAUAACCUCGCGAUGGCGGUGUUCCUCUCCGCGCUGAUGGUGGCCGAGGCGGAUCCCCCGACGGAGGAGGAAAAGGCGUUUGCGUCGCGUGCAAUGGAAGAAGACGGCGGCGACGGGAUCGUCGGCGAGAUCGGGGGGAACGAACGCGUUUGCGUCGCGAACGGGGGGACGGUUCCCACGGCGAUUCCCACGGCGAGGACCGCCGCGUGCGCCCUCGCGACGGCGCUCGUGUUCCUCGAGUGCGGUAAGCUCCUCGCGCGAAGUCUCGGACUCCCGGCGGGAACCUCGCUCGGGGUGUCCUCCGCUCUCGUCCCCGUCGCGGCGGCGGCGGCGGCGACGGCGACGCGCGGCGCGCUCGACGCGUCGCGCGCGUUCGCCGGGAGCGACGCGGUCGGUGGCGCGCUGAUGUUGGUGUUCUUCGCCGCCCUUGGGGCGUCAGCGGACCCGCGCGUGGCGAUUAAAGCCGGGGGUCCCGCGUGCGUUUUCAUCGCCGUCCAACUCGCCACGCACCUCGCAUUCGUCGCCGCCGUCGGCGUCGGGGCGAUGCGGCUGCCGGCUUGGGCGGUGCUGACGGCGUCGAACGCGUGCGUGGGCGGGCCGGCGACGGCGGCGGCGAUGGCGAGCGCACGGGGAUGGACCGCGGCGGUGCAGCCGGCCAUCGUGGCGGGGACGAUUGGGUACGCCGUGGGGACGCCGAUUGGUUGCCUCGUCGGACAGGCUCUCAGGGCGUGGUUCUAAUAG